AAGGCAAACUAUUCAACCUGUAGCUUUGGAAAGGACAGUACAUCCCACGCAGUGGAAAGAGUGCAUCAUUACGACUUUCAGCAUCUCGUCCGCGUACUCUCCGGCGCUAUGAAAACGCACGCGCGUAAAGAAGAAACCCGCUGAGGACGAAUUUAUUUGGAAACAAACUUUUUGGAAUUUCCUGCGAUUUUGGGAGCGCCGCCAGUUCUUGACUCAAUCUUGUCCGUAGGCUGUCAGUCGUCUUAACGCUUCAACGUCAGACAGAAUGCACUGCCACGGUCUGGUCCUUUUUGUAUUUUUGCGUUCCCUUGCGCUGCUGCUGAUGAUGUGCCUGCCACCGGCCUCAGCGCAGAAGUCGAAUGGUCCCCGGUGGCUUAUAGGUGACAGAGAGAGCCCGUGUUCCCCUGCGUGCUCCAGGAGCCAUGGCAAGCCUGUGUGUGGAUCAGACGGACACAGUUAUGAUACCAACUGUGACCUGGAGAGGGCGAAAUGCAAGGACCGCACGCUCACCCUCGCCUACAGAGGCAGGUGCAAAGGUAGAAACUGGAUGAGGAUAGAUCACCCUGUUCCUGUGCCCACACUUGUUUCAGAGGUCAAAGAGCUGACAGGUAUGAAAGAAGCGGGCCAGACGAAAUGUCGGACUGAGAGGAUUCAGGCUCUGGAACAGGCCAAGAGGCCACAGGAAUCAAUUUUUAUCCCAGAAUGCAAUGACGAUGGAACAUUCGCCCAGGUCCAAUGUCACACCCUCACAGGAUACUGCUGGUGCGUGACGACAGAUGGCAAGCCAGUCAGCGGCUCUUCUGUCCAGAACAAAACGCCAGUGUGUUCAGGAAACUUCCGUGAAUUUAUGGGAACUCAUGCUGGGACAAGUGGAUUGUCAGGGUCAGUAACCGAUAAGCCACCAGGACCUCCUAGCUCUGGCAGAAAAGUCUCUUUCCGUUUCUUUCUCACCCUCAAUCCAGAUGAUGGCUCCAAGCCCACACCAACCAUGGAGACGCAUGUUGUCCCAGAAGGCGAGGAGAUAACAGCUCCAACGUUGUGGAUUAAGCAACUGGUGUACAAAGAGAACAAACAGAACAGUUCAAACAGUAGAAAAUCAGAGAAAGUUCCCUCUUGUGACCAGGAGAGGCAGACCGCUCAAGAUGAGGCUCGGCAGAACCCACGGGAAGCCAUCUUCAUCCCUGACUGUGGCCUGCAAGGCCUCUACAAACCUGUUCAGUGCCACCAGUCCACUGGUUACUGCUGGUGUGUUCUGGUGGACACUGGAAGACCCAUACCUGGAACCUCUGCAAGGUAUAAGAAACCAGAAUGUGACAGUGCGGCUCGUUCUCGAGAUUCAGAAAUGGAAGAUCCUUUUAGAGACAGAGAUCUGACAGGAUGUCCAGAUGGAAAGAAAGUGGAAUUCAUAACCAGCCUGUUGGAUGCCCUUACUACUGACAUGGUGCAGGCUAUCAACUCACCAACCCCCUCUGGUGGUGGGAGGUUUGUUGAGCCUGACCCAAGCCACACACUGGAGGAACGGGUGGUUCAUUGGUACUUUGCCCAGCUGGAUAAUAAUGGCAGUCACGAUAUCAACAAGAAGGAGAUGAAGCCCUUCAAGCGCUAUGUGAAGAAGAAAGCUAAACCUAAACGAUGCGCCCGCAAGUUCACUGACUACUGCGACCUUAACAAGGACAAGACCAUCUCCCUUCAAGAACUCAAAGGAUGCCUAGGAGUCAAUAAAGAGGGUAGCACUACAAGCAGCAGUCAGGGGACAAGGCAAGGGACAAAUUUGUUCAUAGGUCGUCUGGUCUGAAGACAGAAAGUUCCAGAAGAUGAGGCAGUAGCACAAAGCACGGUGGGAAGGCAUCUGUUCACUGCUGGAAGAGUACAACGAAGGAUUCUGAGAAAUUAUUAAGAGGUUCCUUAAGAAAAAAAAAAAAAAAGAUGAUAUCAUGGAGCCAAAAUAUUUGCACUUUCUCCUCCCAUUGUUAGACAUGUCCUUUGUUUGUGUUGUAAACGUCUUAUUAAUAUGACUUAAAGAUGUCACAGAACACAGACUGCAAGUGUGAACGGUUACCAUUUUCAGCACAUCCAUGCUCAAUCCAGACAGUAUUAUAGUUGUGUUUGAAUGAACAAGCAUUCUGUUUUGAAAUUAGCUUGUCUUUAAAUGCCUCUUCUUCCGUUCGCUCUUGUUUUCGGUAAUGUCCACUCAACCAGUAUGUUUGCUCCUCUGUUCACCUUGACAAUGGAACUAAUGGAGCAUUGAUAGUGAAAAAGAAAUGGAGCGAAAUCGUUUCUGUCAACAAACAUUAGCAACGGUCUCUCAGACCUGCACCUCAGGAUACAUAAUGUACGCAUAACCAUCGCCUGAGAAUUAGCUGUAAGUCCCACAUGGUUCGUUCAGGAGCCAGAGGUCAGAAACACUAUCGCGCAAAAUUCGUUUUGUAAAUGUCACGAAACACUUCACCUAGCUUAUCUUCAAAUGGAUUAUUCAGUAAGUACGCGGCGUGUCACGCAAACUGAACAACUGGUGUUCUGUUGUUGCUGUUGUUUUUCACAACGCCUUUAUCAAAUCUUGAACUUUCAAAUGACAAACAGUACAGUAAAUAUGGGUGUUCUAAUUGCUAUAGACUGAUGAGUGCGCAGAACUAGUCUAAUUAAAAAGUUCUUUUCAUGAGAAAUACUUAUUUCCAAUUUUAGCCAAACGUGGAUAUUUGCAUACACUUUUUUUGAGGUACCGGGGAGUGACAUAUAAAUAGCAUGGUAAUCAUUCAGUAUUUUACCAUGGUAUUACCACAGGUUUUUUUUUUUUUUUUUUUUUUGUAGGAUUCCAUUGUCUUCUCUGGCUAGAAGAGGAUUGUAUAAAUCAGGAGGUUUGUGUAGGUCUCAAAAUAAUUCAAUGGUGUUUUUUUUUUUUUUUUUUUUUUUUUUUUUUUUUGCAAAGUCUCUGAGUUUAUGUCCUGUCUGGUCUGAUUUAUUGUUAAGCAUCUGUGUUAGCUGGAGUGUUUUCAAUAGCAAUGAUUUGUUUCUCAGCCAAGGUAAUCGGUUAAGUUGUAGUUAAGUUGCAGGAAUGAAAAUGAGACGAGAGCAAAUGAUUUAAACGUAUUAAUUGUUUUAAAAUUGUUAAUGAAGUUCUGUCUUAUCAUUGCUUGGAUGGUGGUAAUUUUUCUUAUUGAUUCCAAACGUGAAACUUCCAAACUCUUGCAAGAAAACAAUAAAAUUAGAGAUAUAAAUAUAUUUACCCCUUAUUUUGAUUACUAUAUCUUUCCACUUCAGGAAAGUAUUUUUUUGUGGCUCUUAAUGUUUGUU
Molecule: messenger RNA, 3291 nt
Organism: Puntigrus tetrazona (Sumatra barb)
Lineage: Eukaryota; Metazoa; Chordata; Actinopteri; Cypriniformes; Cyprinidae
Gene: smoc1
Product: SPARC related modular calcium binding 1
Exons: 15
Coding region: 266-1795 (509 amino acids)
Biological process (GO): extracellular matrix organization
Cellular component (GO): basement membrane
Molecular function (GO): calcium ion binding; extracellular matrix binding; protein binding
Source: RefSeq, a predicted model, not a curated record